AUGGCAGCAUCGCUUCUACUACCCUGGGCUGCUGUGGCUCUCCUGAGCUACCUUGUUUACCAAUACUUGAACGAGAGACGCCGCCUCCCCCUGCCACCAGGUCCCAAACCGCUCCCCAUUGUUGGCAAUGUGAACGACUUUCCUCCCAUCGAUAUGGCCGAGCACCAGCACUGGGCCAAGCACAAGGACCUCUAUGGCCCUAUCAGCUCGGUGACCGUGCUCGGCAAGACUCUCAUUCUCAUCAAUGACCAGCAGAUGGCCCAUGACCUCCUCGAAAAGUUCGCCAGCAAGACCUCCGGUCGGCCGAGCAUGGUCUUUGCCAACGAGUUCUGCGGCUACGACAAGACAGUCAUCAGCCAGGGCAACACCGAGGUCUUCCGCAGGUACCGCAAGCUCAUGCACCGAGAACUCGGCACCAAGGCUGCGGCAGCACACUAUUAUCAGGCCCAGGAGCUCGAGGUGAACCGACAGCUCGUGCGCACGCUGCACGAGCCGGAGAAGUGGCUACAGCACUUCAAGACCACGACUGCGGCAACCAUCUUGAAGAUGGCCUAUGGCUACAUUGUUGAGCCGCACGAGCCCGACGUGCUCGUCAGUCUCGUCGACAAGAUGACCACAGAGUUCUCCUUGGCGACUGUGCCCAUGGCCUGGCCGCGCCAGAUGGACGCCGAUUCGCAAAGGCCUUCGUACGUGUCGAAGCUCGUGCAACAGUGCAAGAACAACGACACGAGCACCCUGCGCCAAGACGACGAGGAGGCCAUCCUGUGGUCGGCCGCGAGUCUCUACGGCGGCGCCGCAGACACCACCGUCAUCAGCCUGACGGCCUUCACCCUGGCCAUGGCCAAGUUCCCCGACAUUCAACGCAAAGCCCAGGAAGAAAUCGACCGUGUCAUAGGCACCGAUCGUCUUCCCAGCUUUGACGACCGGGACAGGCUUCCCUACAUCAACGCAGUCAUCAAAGAGACGCUGAGAUGGUGGCCCAUUGCCCCCAUGGGAUUCCCCCACACGGCCAACGAGGAGCUCGAGUACAACGGGUACCGCAUCCCCAAGAACGCCAUCCUCCUGCCGGCUGUGUGGGGGUUCCUCCAUGACCCGAACGUCUACCGGGAACCGCACUCGUUUGAGCCCGAGCGCUUUCUGAGCCCGCGAGACGAGCCAGACCCCACGUCCGACGUCUUUGGGUACGGUCGCAGAAUAUGCCCUGGCCGGUUCAUCGCCGACUCGGGUGUCUUCAUCAACGUCGUCCAGUCCCUGGCGGCGUUUGACGUGAGCGCCGCCACAGACUCUGCGGGGGAGUCCGUAGGUAUUGACGCCAAGCCGAUGCCGGGCAUCCUGUGCUACCCUGCCGAGUUCCCCUUCAAGAUCACGCCGAGGAGCGCUGCGCAUGUGGAUCUUAUUCGGCGAGCGGAGAAGGAACACCCUUGGGAGGCGAGCGAUGCGCCUCUUCUCGAGACCUGAUCAUGUCAUCAUGUCAGGAUGCGUCAGCUGCAGCAGAACGAGCUACAAUAAUGGACACAGUAUGACCAAAGACUGAUUUACCAGUACUAUCUCUCUCUAGCUAGCUUGUGAAUGGACGUUGAGGUCUGGCUUGGGCCCCGAUGCACAAACCACGCUUCUUGUCAAUGACGUUGCGAUU
Verticillium dahliae VdLs.17 is the source of this 1636-nucleotide messenger RNA. Its product is annotated as O-methylsterigmatocystin oxidoreductase. NCBI's taxonomy places the organism in Eukaryota, Fungi, Ascomycota, Sordariomycetes, Glomerellales, Plectosphaerellaceae. Gene Ontology annotation, molecular function: heme binding; iron ion binding; monooxygenase activity. The record is from RefSeq and is a predicted model, not a curated record. The transcript has 3 exons. The coding region runs from base 1 to 1458 and encodes 485 amino acids.